GGGGCAGGAAGGGGAGUGUUCUGUUUCUGUGUCUGAGUUUGUGGGUGUCGCGAAAAGUUGUGAUCCUAUGAAAUAAAACGUUAGGUAAUAGAAAGAGACGAACAUUUGACGAAUUCUAAUAAUAGAGAGUCUCCGAGUUGGAGUGUGUUUCGCUUUGGUGGAAUCUACACGUGUUGAUCGAGUAUCAUCUCCAUGACGGCUAAAUAUAUUUAUUUACUAUGCAGUAGUAUAAUAGCAUCCAUUCAUAAACCAGUUGUUGUCGUGCACGGCCUCUCCAAAAUUAGCCAAUGUCAAAAGUUGACAUCUUCAUAAAUGAUGCACACGGGAGCUAUGUUGACAAAUAGAAGGUACAAUGCGAAUGCCUCGGGAAAACCGUUUCGAACCUAUUCAUAACGAACUGCGAGCCUAACCACAACCAAAACAUUCAAUUCACCAAAAUGGAUAUGGGUGUUCGAAAACUGCCGAAAAAACGAAAAUUUGACCCUUCCGAACUGGAGGAAAACAACUCAACUGCUUCGUACAUUCCUGUUUCUGUCGUACAAACUGCACCACAAGCCACUGCUGUCGACUAUUCAUGCCCUACUAAUAAACAAAACACCGUUGAUCUCAGUGAGUGGUGUGACCAUAGGGUCCUAGCCAAGCAGGGCGACUGGUACUAUCCAGGGGUCAUCAGAGAAGCCCGAGGGAGCAAUAUAACCGUGGAGCUCGACGGCAAGGAGGAGAAGCUGGUGCACUUCACGAACGUGUUUGAUAACGAGUGUUACAACGUGAUUGGGGACGCGAGUCCUUCGAAGAACGAGGUGACACUAGGGGCGCGUGUUUGCGUCCGCCACAACCAGCAACAAAUGUUCGUGGAGGGUGUAGUUUUUAACAUUUGUAACGAGGGACAAGUCGUGCGUUUUGUGGUGGCGGUAAUAGGCGAAAAACAGUUGAAAAUAACGGUUAAACGAUCGGAAUUGCGUCUAUUGCGUCCUCCCUGGUACGACGAGUUGGUUGAGCCCUUGAUUCAGGACUCCAUAACGCCGAAAUUGGAGUAUUUUACAAAUACGACGGUGUCGCCUCAUACACCGGUCUCGGCGUGUACCCCGCAAUCGAACGGGCGGAAUUAUGACGAUUAUUGUGAAAGUGAAGAAGAUGAAUUGCGAAGAGGUGAUAUUACGUUUAAUUCCGAAGUAGACGCUAAGCUUUCAGGGAGUUCAAAGCGGAGUAGUAUGCAUAGUAGAGGGAGUUCGUCGAGUAGUAUAACUCCUCGAUCUCAACCGACAACUCCGCGAAGUCAAGCCGCGACUCCUCACAAGUAUAAAAAAGGCGAUGUUGUGUCAAAUCCAAACGGGAUAAGGAAGAAAUUUAACGGGAAACAAUGGAGGAGGUUGUGUUCGAAAGACGGAUGUACGAAAGAAUCUCAAAGGAGAGGAUAUUGUUCAAGGCAUCUUAGCCUCAAAGGUAAUAGCCUUCGAAGUGGUCCUGCGUUUCCACGUUCUAAUAGUAAAGCAGAUGGUGAGGAUACUUCCAGAGAUUCGGAAACUUCACCAAAUUGUAACGAUAGAAGGAUUACAGGACGGUUUGACCAAGAAGAAACCGAUGCGGCCAAUAUGUUGGUUUCGUUAGGUAGUUCGCGGUCGGCCACACCGGCAUAUUCGCCUAAUCAUCAAGGUUCAUCGCCACAUACGAUGCAGUCACCGAUAACAGUCGGGUCUAGGCAGAACGUUUUUAUGCCUAUUAUCAGUCCAGGCUUGCAGAAAAUCAACUCGCCAGGACCCCAAGGAUACAACACAGCAUAUCACCAACCCUUACCCUUAAGGCCCGAGUCAGUUCGGCCGAUCCAAGGGGUCCCAAGUGUUAUUCGCCUGACGUCCAGUCCUCGUCAGUGGGGCCCUAACUCAGCUGAGCACCAACAAGGCGUAAUCCUUCAACAGGCAUUGACAACAAACCAGCCUGUCGAAACCGAAAAUGCCCAAAUCCAAUCAGGAACUGUUCUAAUGCACUCAACUAAUGCAAGUCUACUACCAGUUAUAGUCAAUCCAACUCAGCUGUUACCUGUUUUGCCUUCUGCAUCACAAUCGGUUGUAAAAAAGGUGAUUCCAAGUGGGACCGUUCAGCCAACACCUCCAGUGAUCGUCAAAACGGAGCAAGUUUCAUCGAAUUUGCAACAGAAUCACAAGGAUCCAGUAAUUCAUCAUCCAUCGCAGUCUCGUAUUUCCGUUCAAUCACGUACCGUUACCUCCCCUCAAUUCACUCAAACUCCUCCACGACCUGUGGUCCCCCAACCUAAAAUCUCGACGAAUUCACAAUCGGCUUUUAUGAUUCCUUGGCAUUCAAUAGUGCCGAUUUUGACCGCUUGUCCUGAAUCCAACUCACCGCCCCCUUCUGAGCUCUCACCCCCGUUAUCGGCGCCCCCUGUCCCAAUAACGGCGAUCAAAAUCGACGUACCUGACGACGAUGGUGAAGAAUUGAUGCCAAUUCCGGCCGAGGAAGACGAUGAUGUUUUUGAAAAUGAACCAACAGAUGCGAAUUUGAACGAAAAUUCAACUAGUAAACGUCGGACACAAUCCUUGAGUUCGCUACAAACUCCUAAGGAUAAUAAUUUAGUCAAGAAUAAGGACCGGAUUAGGAGACCUAUGAACGCUUUUAUGAUUUUUUCGAAACGACAUCGGGCGUUAGUGCAUCAAAGACAUCCGAAUCAGGAUAACAGAACCGUAUCGAAGAUUUUGGGUGAGUGGUGGUAUGCUUUAGGCCCGGAACAGAAGAGGAAAUACCAUGAGUUGGCCUCGGAGGUGAAAGAGGCACAUUUUAAGGCACAUCCGGAGUGGAAAUGGUGUAACAAAGACCGUAGAAAAUCCUCAACUGGUUCAACUCGAAGCAAAUUGAGUUCAACUGGAGACAGUGCCGAAGUGGGCGAAGUCCCAAUUAGCCCUCAAGCCUUAAAUUCCCCAGCUCCGUUAGCAGAGCCCUCUCGCCAAAUCAUCCCAGACAAUCCCGGAGACGUGUCAGAUGACGACCAAAUGGUCAUAAUCGAGGAGCCCGGAGCUGUUGAAAUCGACUUGAAAUGUAAAGAAAAAGUGACUGAUUCGGACUCCGAGUCUCAGAGUGAUUUAGAAGGCGGCGAAAACCGGAACUUCCCCCAUCAGCGAUUUAGUCCCGUUUCUAAAACCGGAACUGACGUCACCUAUAGGCCUAAACCGAUUAAAGCAAUAAUGCCAACAUCCGAUAGUUCGACAAAGUUUAGUCCAGCUGCGAGUUCAAGUACUUUGGGUUUUCAUUACUCGCCAGUGAAUCCCUCAGGUGUGACUGGUUUUCAACCAACAGGGGGCGCUUUUAAGCAAGCACCACAAGCGAAAUCAGUGAUUCAAAUCGGCGAUAGUCAUCAGAAUAGUCAAUUUGGGAGUCAACAACCGGUCACAGUUGCGAUUUUUACAGGCCAAUCGGUUUGUUUAUCAAAUGAUACGGAAAGGUCACAACCGGUGGUUGUGGUUGCGUCUACAGCAUCGGAACAACCUGUACAGUAUGUCUACAUGCCGCCCCCAUUCACAGUGUCGGAUUCAAACGGACGAAAUUUGUCAGUUCCGGUGCAACUUGUUUCGAAAACUUCCACACAGUCUGAUGCUGUGAAAAAGGAGUUUAAGUUAGCGCCAACUCCGGCACAGUUGGGGAAAGCACCGUUGCAAAGGCGACAAUCGAUGGCUCCGACAACUUCAAAUAAUACAACGCAAGUAACUAGUGAACCGUCGGUCCCUUUACCGCCUCCUCCCACUAGUGAUAGUUCACCACAAGACUGCCUUGUGUCACCAGUGACGAAAAAGAGUCUUUUUAAACGUAAUAAAGAAGACGGGAUGGAUAAGGUGUUGGAUCAAGUCAACUUCGAGAAAAAAUUCUGCUCGUUGCCUCAAUUUAAACCAGAAGAAUGUCAAUCACCAAGUGCUAUUUCGUCCUCAAGUCCGGGUCUUUUCGCAUAUAAGAAACGAAAUCUUAGUUUGACGAAUAGAUCAUCAGUUGAUGAGGAAUCAGAAAGUGAAACUCCUCAGUCGGUACCCAAAUCGUCUUCGUCUCUAAAACCGGCGGUGUUCUUCGGGCCUGACUUCAAUGUGGACAAUGUUCGAGAAAUGAACGAGAUGGGGGAGGGCAACUCCCCACGCACCCCCCGCACGCCAGGAACGUCGAAGGAGUCGGAGAAGGGGCACAGAAAAAUCCUAGAGCAGCGUCGUCAAUUAGUGAUGCAAUUGUUUCACGAACACACUUAUUUUCCGUCGGCUCAAGCGACUUCGAACUUUCAAUCACAGCAUUCUGAUAUAUUUCCGAGUAAAGCCAGUUUGCAGUUGAAAAUUCGUGAAGUAAGACAAAAAGUAAUGGCGCGAAAUAAUUUAACUCCGCACAGUGCAAAUAGUCAAAGUAGUCCAGUCACUCCAGCAGAACCGUUAAAUGUAUCCUCUAGUAGUUAGCUAGUAAUGUGCAAUAACUUGUUGUCUUCCUUCUCAUAUAUUAUCGUCAGAUUAACUGAAGAGAACGGUUAGUGAAAAUCCCUUCAUGUUCUGUAAUCGUGAUCAGAAUAUGCUGUAGAUAUAGAGAGAGAAAGAACAAUUGGACUUGGUAAAGUCAGUUGUUGGCGUAGUGCAAUUGUAAAUCCCUGUGCAUGUCAUUUGUAUUCAUUUUAUAUAAUUUAUUGUAUCGAAAUUUUAUUAAUUAUACACUUAGUAGUUGUAUUGCCAUGUAAAAUGUUAUCGGAUAUUAAAUCACUAUUUUAAAAAAAUUUAUUUGAUCCAAAAUGCAAUGUUUUCAAUUUGGCUGUCACCGGACUAAUUUAAGUAAAUCAUUGUUAAUAUGUUGUGAAACAUAGAUGUUUUGAUUUUAUAAAUCUAAGCCACAUUGUAAUAAAUAACAAAUCUUGA
This is a messenger RNA of Tribolium madens (black flour beetle), 4883 nucleotides long. RefSeq names its product protein capicua homolog (gene cic). The coding region runs from base 438 to 4436 and encodes 1332 amino acids. Gene Ontology annotation, molecular function: DNA-binding transcription factor activity, RNA polymerase II-specific; RNA polymerase II transcription regulatory region sequence-specific DNA binding. The transcript has 11 exons. NCBI's taxonomy places the organism in Eukaryota, Metazoa, Arthropoda, Insecta, Coleoptera, Tenebrionidae. Gene Ontology annotation, biological process: regulation of transcription by RNA polymerase II. The record is from RefSeq and is a predicted model, not a curated record. Gene Ontology annotation, cellular component: nucleus.